Molecule: messenger RNA, 2614 nt
Organism: Pyricularia oryzae 70-15
Lineage: Eukaryota; Fungi; Ascomycota; Sordariomycetes; Magnaporthales; Pyriculariaceae
Exons: 3
Coding region: 1174-2268 (364 amino acids)
Source: RefSeq, a predicted model, not a curated record
AGACAAUCCGGAUCCAAAUCAACUCGGCUUCUUCGGUGCGCCUCAUGAGGAUAUUGGAAUUUGGGGUUGAGUGAGUCGCACCCACGUUAGGUACUAGGGUACCUAUCACAGCUCAAGUCGGGUGGGGUCCACCAACAAAAUUAUGGAUCCGUUCACCAGCCUCGCAGACGCCACUGAAGAGCCCCAAUCCAGGCGUAAAAGCUUGGGCCAUCAUUCUCGUCCUGUAUCCACUUCGAAAAUACUUAGAAGUGCAAAUUUUUCUUCACUCGAUGUAGCUGCCAUCUCCCUUCCUGUCUUGUCCACAUUCCAAUCACUGGAGAGCAAUCUCAAAUAGGAGAACUAUUUGAAAACAGAAGCCAGAGCUCCCAAACGUUAACAUCAUUUAUCUUCACUGUUUUGGAGUACACAAAUAUCUUGCCUCGCAGCAAGUGAUUUGAUGUUUGCAGGAAGCGACGGGAGAAGGCCACUCUGAUCAUCAUUGCACUUGGCUGGCCAUGCUAUCAUAGGAACAUAUGGAUGGGUUUACGAGCUGAGUUUUGCUCCGCACUUAUGUUUGUUAGUGUGGCUUCGUUUUGUCCAGGCCUUUGUUGAAAAUGGUCUUUGUCUGUGAAUACAAUGUCCUUUGUGUCUUGAAACAUUCCGACCUAUUCAGAUUUAAUGUGCUCUAUAAAUUUGCUCAUCCCCUUCCCCUCGAGCAGUUUGGCCUGGCGACUAGUUAAUUUGCGAGGAGGAGUCCCACGCACUCGCAAGACUUAGAAGGGUGACGUACAGCAGAUGCAAACGUACACAUGUAUUCGGCUCAAUCACCAUUUCCCAGUCAUCAUCUUACAGCGAUUUACGGUCGACCGAGGAUUUGACACUUGCCAUAGCAGAAGUCAGAAUGUCCUCUGAAUACUUCAGCUUGGAGGUCGGUGAUGAUUUCAACUUCGAUCAUGUUGACCAGGUUGAUAGCAAAUUUCCCGACCUCGGCUCGUCUCUGGAUGCGUGGGAUGGGGAAAUUUCAACCUCGGAUAUCCCGACAGGAGCGAUAGAAUUCCGCAGCGAUGACCGAACUCUGAUUAUGGCUAGCGCACCUGACACCGCCACAGAAAUGCUUGCCCUGGGCGUGGUCGCUACCGCUACUCAUGAUGGUAUUGCCGCUGCUGGCCCAGCGGGCCCUUCACAUUUUGAUUCAUGGAAACAAGCCAAAUUGCAACCCAAAUGCCAAUGCACCUGGGCCAUGGGAACUCCGCUUUCAGUCUGAGGAAUAACCCCAUCUCGUCCGCCGAGCUAGCACGGAGCCUCCUACCUCCAAAAUCAGCUGCUCCCCAUGGCCGUCCUCUCCACAAGUUGAGGCGCGGCCGUGGCAGAGAUGGGUCGAGAGAUGACCCGAACGAGUUCUACUGGCGACUCCGGGGGCCUCCUCCGUCAUGGGCUCAUGGGCGUAGUUUCUUCCACUACACUUGCGAGGGAGAGCUCAAUCUCCUCUACAAGUUUGGCGAAGAGGCAUUUCUGGACUACCUUAGACAGCCCGAGCUUGUGCUUCUCAUUCAGAGAACCCCUACACUGCACAACCAUCGCUAUCCCAAUCAUCUACUAUCGCCCAAGUGUAGAUUUCGUCAAUGCCGCGCCUUGCACCAUACAAUCAACCGCGGCGAGUUCCGCGUUGCCCUCAGCGAGCAUCCCUCCUUGUACGGCGGCAUGCUUGACCCUUUCCACUGCGCCGGCUACGUGCAUCUCUACUGCCUGGAGUCCACACUGGGGGUUCGCAAAAUGGUAGAGCUCCAUAAUCAGAAUAGACUGGUGGUUCAUACUCACACUCUUCCCAUGGAGGAGAAGGACCCGAUGUACAUCAAGGGGGUGCCAGACGAGGCUGGCCCAUACAGCCGCUAUAUAAAGUGGUUCAGUCUUGCAGAGAGCUGGCUCAACAAUAGUCUCCAUGAGCCGGUGGAAGGCGACAAAACACUCAAUUGGUACAUGACCAAGGGGGUGGUUGAGUCACAGCUCCCCUGCCAAAAUAGAGCACGUCAAAAGCGCCAGUUGGCCGAUUUUGCCAAGCACAUGGGUAACCCAGAAGAGAAGAUCCGCCUGAGGUGCGCGAACAAGGCGGCGAAGGCCGACAAGCUACGGCAGGAGGAGGCCCACGGCAGGACUCAGGCCCGAGAAGGUUCGCAGGGCGGUUUCAGGAGCCGCUCAAGGUCGCCGGUAUGCGAAAAGGGACGAAUGCCCGCCCAUCGACAGCGCGAUGAGCUGUUGUUGAUGGGACAACCUGGAGACGACGACAAAUAGGAGGACGACAAAGAUGACCAGGACUAUGCUCUGAAUGGCCAAAAAUAUGCAGACCUCUAAUAGGAGCUAGGUUCGGGAUGCUGAAGCGCUGGUGCGGGUUGAUUGGGAGCACAUGGUGUCUGAGGCAAUGCGGGCCUUGCUCGAGGCACCAGAUUGAAACCCAAGGAUACAUAGAAUGAAAAAGAUGGUUUCUAACUGCUAGGUGACAUUAUAUCAUGCACAGUAAAAGUAACAAUACAAGGUGUGGUUGUGACUAUGCAUGGCGCUGAUUCCAUGCUACGGUUAUCUAGGUAGGUCUCGAAGGUAGCAGUACAGUCAGGACUUACAAAAGUAACCUAGUUGUGUU